AUGUCGUCCAUUUCCGAGCCCCUGAACAACCGCAGCCCUCCCUUUCCUUUCAGGCCGCUGGAAGAUGCCAUUGAAGAUGAGGAAGAAGAGUGUCCAUCAGAGGAGGCAGGAGUCAUCACGAAAGACUUUCCGAUGGAGGAAAGCUUCCCCACAGAACUUGGUCCAGAAAAUCUGAGCUGUGAAGAAGCGGAGUUCUUUUGUAACAAAGGUGAUGGUGAAGGGAUCCAGGAGCUGGUAGAGUCAGAUGGGGACAGCCACUCGGACAAACCAGGGCAGCCUGGAGUAGAAACAGACGACUGGGAUGGACCAGGCGAACUGGAAGUGUUUCAGAGAGAUGGGGAAAGGAAGAUUCAGAGUCGGCAGCAGCUUCCGGUGGGAACGACCUGGGGCCCUUUCUCGGGGAGGAUGGACCUCAAUAAUAAUUCUCUGAAGACGAAGGCUCAGGUGCCCAUGGUGCUGACUGCUGGUCCCAAGUGGCUUCUGGAUGUGACUUGGCAAGGAGUGGAGGACAGCAAGAGCAACUGCAUUGUGUACAGCAAAGGGGGUCAGCUUUGGUGUACCACUACGAAGAUCAUCUCAGAGGGUGAAGAGCUAAUUGCCUUUGUGGUGGAUUUUGACUCAAGGCUACAAGCUGCCAGUCAGAUGACUCUCACAGAAGGGAUGUACCCAGCUCGCCUGCUGGACUCAAUUCAGCUGCUUCCUCAGCAAGCUGCCAUGGCUUCUAUUUUGCCUACAGCUAUUGUCAAUAAGGACAUAUUUCCUUGUAAGUCCUGCGGCAUCUGGUACCGGAGCGAGCGGAACCUGCAAGCCCAUUUGAUGUACUACUGUAGUGGGAGGCAAAGAGAAGCUGCUCCAGUGUCCGAAGAAAAUGAAGACAACACUCAUCAGAUUUCCAGUCUGUGCCCCUUCCCACAGUGCACCAAGAGCUUUUCCAAUGCUCGAGCUCUUGAAAUGCACCUGAACUCACACAGUGGAGUGAAAAUGGAGGAGUUCCUGCCCCCGGGGGCAAGUUUAAAGUGCACUGUGUGCAGCUACAGUGCUGACUCUGUGGUCGGCUUCCACCAGCACCUCUUCUCCCACCUCACUCAAGCUGCCUUCAGAUGCAACCACUGCCAUUUCGGCUUCCAGACCCAGCGGGAGUUACUGCAGCACCAGGACCUCCACGUGCCCGUGCCUGGCGGCAAGCUUCCCAGAGAAAGUGAGAUGGAGCACUCACCCAGUGGAACCGAAGACGGCUUACAGCCAGCCACGGACCUGUUGGCCCGAAGUGACCUCUCCCAGAGCCAAAAGGCCAUGCAGACGAAAGAUGCAAGCUCAGACACGGAACUGGACAAGUGUGAGAAAAAGACACAGCUCUUUCUCACAGGUCAGAGAGCGGAGAUUCAGCCUGCAGCAAACAAGCAAAGCUUCUCCUACACAAAAAUAAAGUCUGAGCCCUCCAGCCCAAGACUUGCCUCAUCGCCAGUACAACCCAACAUCGGGCCCUCUUUUCCUGUGGGACCUUUCCUCUCUCAGUUUGCCUUCCCGCAAGAUAUCACGAUGGUCCCCCAGGCUUCAGAGAUCUUAGCCAAGAUGUCGGAGCUGGUGCACCGCAGACUGAGGCACGGGAGCAGCAGUUACCCUCCCGUAAUUUACAGCCCUUUGAUGCCCAAAGGGGCGACGUGCUUCGAGUGUAACAUAACAUUCAAUAAUCUGGAUAACUAUCUCGUCCAUAAAAAGCACUACUGCAGCAGCCGAUGGCAGCAGAUGGCCAAAUCCCCUGAGUUCGCAAGUGUUUCCGAAAAGAUCCCUGAAGCUGUGAGUCCCAACACUGGCCAGACGUCCAUCAGCCUUCUCAACCCCGCCUCUCAUUCUUCAGACCCAGAGAACCCCCUUCUUCAAACACCCUGCAUCAACUCUUCCACUGUUUUAGAGUUGAUUGGGCCGAAUGGGAAAGGCCAGGAGAAGGACUUUUCCACUCAAGCCAAAAAGCUGUCCACCUCCAGCAGCAACGAUGACAAAAUGAACGGAAAGCCCGUGGAUGUGAAAACACCCAGCGGCCCCUUGGUGGAUGGCGAAAGUGACCCAAAUAAGACGACCUGCGAAGCAUGUAACAUCACCUUCAGCAGGCACGAAACGUACAUGGUCCACAAACAGUAUUACUGUGCAACGCGUCACGACCCUCCGCUGAAGAGGUCUGCUUCCAGCAAAGUGCCAGCCAUGCAGAGAACCAUGCGCACGCGCAAGCGGAGGAAGAUGUACGAGAUCCUGCCUGAGCAGGAUCAGAGGCCGCCCCUGGUCCCACAGAGGUUCCUUGAUGUCGCCCACCUCAGCAACCCAUGUAGCUCCGCUCAGGAGCCCGCUGAAGGGCCGGGAGAAUGCUACCACCCGAGAUGCGACAUCUUCCCGGGAAUCGUCUCAAAGCACUUGGAAACAUCGUUGGCCAUGAACAAAUGUGCGCCAGUCCCCAAAUGUGACACGACCCACCCCAGCGUUUCCUGCCUGGAGAUGGACGCUCCCAUCGAUCUCAGCAAAAAGUGUUUAUCGCAGUCUGAGCGGACCACAGCCUCUCCUAAAAGGCUGCUAGACUACCACGAGUGCACGGUGUGCAAGCUCAGCUUCAACAAGGUGGAGAACUACCUGGCCCACAAGCAGAAUUUCUGUCCUGUCACUGCACACCAGCGCAGUGAUCUCGGGCAGCUGGACGGCAAAGUCUUUCCCAAUCCAGAGAGCGAGCGGAGCAGCCCAGACGUCAGCUUUGAGAGGAACGUGGUCAAGUGUGAGAAGAACGGCCAUCCAAAGCAGCCCUCUCCCAACGGAAACGUGUUUUCAUCCCAUUUAGCAACUUUGCAAGGCCUGAAAGUCUUCAGCGAAGCCGCUCAGCUCAUUGCUACAAAAGAAGAAAACAAACAUUUGUUUCUCCCCCAAUGCCUUUACCCCGGAGCAAUAAAGAAGACGAAAGGAGCCGACCAACUCUCUCCAUACUACGGCAUAAAACCAAGCGAUUAUGUCUCUGGUUCCCUCGUCAUCCACAACACCGACGUCGAACAAAGCACAAAUGCAGAAAACGAAUCUCCUAAAGGCCAGGCCUCCUCAAACGGGUGUGCCGUGCCCAAGAAAGAUUCUCUGCCACUGUUGCCCAAAAACAGAGGCAUGGUCAUAGUGAAUGGUGGACUGAAGCAAGAUGAGAGACCUACAGCCAACCCACAGCAAGAGAACAUUUCCCAGAAUGCCCAACACGAAGAUGGCCACAAGUCGCCUUCGUGGAUCUCGGAGAACCCGUUAGCUGCAAAUGAGAAUGUCUCCCCGGGACCUCCCUCCGCGGAAGAACAGUUGUCUAGCAUAGCAAAAGGUGUGAACGGCUCCACCCAGGCCCCCAGCAGUGGGAAAUACUGCCGGCUAUGCGAUAUCCAGUUCAAUAACCUUUCAAACUUUAUAACUCACAAGAAGUUUUAUUGCUCAUCACACGCAGCAGAACAUGUCAAAUGAACUGAGUUAAAAAAAAAAAAAAGAAAGAAAGCAGUCACCUUUGGUACCAGUGUUUAGUAUGUUCUUCUAAACAGUCCAGAAAACAAAGAAGAAGCUGUUUGAAUUACAUCUGGCAAUCAGGAGAUAAUUCAUUAUGACUGAGUUGAAGACUUAAGAUGUAAUUUCAUUACAGACCAUUAGUAAAGUGUAUUAUUGGUGC
Psammomys obesus (fat sand rat) is the source of this 3667-nucleotide messenger RNA. RefSeq names its product zinc finger protein, FOG family member 2 (gene Zfpm2). Gene Ontology annotation, cellular component: nucleus. The transcript is spliced from 8 exons. Gene Ontology annotation, biological process: positive regulation of transcription by RNA polymerase II; negative regulation of transcription by RNA polymerase II; cell differentiation. The record is from RefSeq and is a predicted model, not a curated record. The coding region runs from base 1 to 3468 and encodes 1155 amino acids. Lineage: Eukaryota; Metazoa; Chordata; Mammalia; Rodentia; Muridae. Gene Ontology annotation, molecular function: RNA polymerase II-specific DNA-binding transcription factor binding.